UCAGACAUAUACUAUGACACAGAGUAACUCAGUGAGAUUUGGAGUGAAACAUAUCCUGAUGGUUUGAGUUGAUCACUGAGGCAAAACAUCAAAAGCAAAAGACUGUUCCAUCAUUCCAUGAUAUUCCAUUUCUAUAUUCUCAAACUCAAACGACCCUCAAUAAUAACUACUCUCACAAAAAACACCCACUUUUCUUCACUCUUUUCCACUUUCAACACUUGCUCUCACAGUUGCAACCUUCUGCAACUCUGCACCCUUUGCCACACCCUUUCCCAAAUCAAGCAAGUUCACGCCUUUGGCAUUCUCCAUGGCUUCCUUCCCCGCAGUGUCUCCCUCUGUGCCUCUCUCAUUCUCCAAUAUGCCUCCUUUGGCCACCCCUCUGCCUCCCUUCUUCUCUUCCAACACACUGUUCCAUAUUCCCGCACUGCCUUCUUGUGGAACACUCUUAUCCGUGCCAAUUCCAUUGCUCGUGUCUUUGAUGGAUUCACCACCUAUAACACCAUGCUUCGUGCUGGUGUUAAGCCUGAUGAGUGCACCUACCCUUUUGUCCUAAAGGAGUGUUCUGAUUUUGGGGAGGUUCACAAGGGUAGGGAGGUUCAUGGGGUUGUGUUUAAGUUUGGUUUUGAUGGGGAUGUCUUUGUUGGGAAUACCCUUUUGGCCUUUUAUGGUAAUUGUGGCCUUUUUUCUGACGCAAUGAAGGUGUUUGAUGAAAUGCCUGAAAGGGAUAAGGUGUCGUGGAAUACCAUUAUUGGCUUGUGGUCUCUCCAUGGGUUUUAUAAGGAGGCUCUAGGGUCUUUUAGAGCCAUGGUUGCGGCUGUGCCGGAGAUUCAACCAGAUUUGGUUACUGUUGUUAGUGUGUUGCCGGUGUGUGCAGAAACUGAGGACGAGGUGAUGGCGGGAAUUGUGCACUGUUAUGCUUUGAAGGUUGGCUUGUUAGGCCAUGUAAAGGUUGGAAAUGCGUUGGUUGAUGUUUAUGGGAAAUGUGGGAGUGAGAAGGCUUCCAAGAAAGUUUUUGAUGAAAUUGAUGAGAGAAAUGUGGUUUCCUGGAAUUCUAUUAUUACUAGUUUUUCUUUUAGAGGGAAAUAUAUGGAUGCUUUGGAUGUAUUUAGGUUGAUGAUUGGUACUGGAAUGAGACCAAACUCUGUCACCAUUUCUAGUAUGCUACCUGUAUUAGGAGAAUUAGGACUUUUCAAAUGGGGAAUGGAAAUCCAUGGGUUUAGUUUAAGGAUGGCUAUUGAGUCUGAUAUUUUUAUUGCUAACUCGUUGAUAGAUAUAUACGCGAAAUCAGGAUCUUCGAGAAUAGCAUCCAUCAUAUUUAAUAAAAUGGAAGGCAGAAGCAUAGUAUCUUGGAAUGCUAUGAUUGCAAAUUUUGCUCAGAACAGGCUUGAGUUUGAAGCUGUAGAACUAGUGAGGCAAAUGCAAGCAAAGGGAGAAACCCCCAACAAUGUUACCUUCACAAAUGUUCUUCCAGCUUGUGCAAGAUUAGGUUUCCUGAAUGUUGGAAAAGAAAUUCAUGCCAGGAUUAUUCGGGUUGGAUCUUCUCGUGAUUUGUUUGUCUCUAAUGCUCUGACAGACAUGUAUUCAAAAUGUGGAUGCUUAAACCUCGCUCAAAAUGUCUUUAAUAUUUCUGUCAGGGACGAAGUUUCCUACAAUAUACUAAUUAUAGGCUAUUCUCGAACAAAUGACUGCUCAGAGUCUAUAAGUUUAUUUUCAGAAAUGAUACUCUUGGGCAUGUUGCCUGAUAUUGUUUCAUUCAUGGGUGUUAUAUCAGCUUGUGCAAAUCUAGCUUCCAUAAGACAAGGCAAAGAGGUCCAUGGUCUCCUCAUGAGAAAGCUUUUCCACACUCAUCUUUUUGUGGCAAACUCACUCUUGGAUCUUUAUACCAGGUGUGGACGAAUAGAUCUUGCUACUAAGGUCUUUGAUCGUAUUCAAAACAAGGAUGUGGCCUCUUGGAAUACAAUGAUUUUGGGCUAUGGUAUGCUGGGUGAGUUGGAAACUGCAAUCAACCUUUUUGAAGCAAUGAAGGAAGACGGCGUGGAAUAUGAUUCAGUUUCAUUUAUUGCGGUUUUGUCUGCAUGUAGCCAUGGAGGGCUAAUUGAGAAGGGAAGGAAAUACUUUAAGAUGAUGCAUGAUCUUAAUAUAGAACCCGCACAUACACAUUAUGCUUGUAUGGUUGAUCUCCUUGGAAGGGCUGGUCUAAUGAGAGAAGCUGCAGACCUUAUUAGAGGCCUCUCUAUUGUACCAGAUACUAAUAUAUGGGGUGCGCUGCUCGGAGCAUGCCGGAUUCAUGGGAACAUAGAAUUGGGUCACUGGGCAGCUGAACAUUUGUUUAAAUUAAAGCCCCAGCACAGUGGAUACUAUAUACUCCUUUCAAAUAUGUAUGCAGAAGCUGAAAGAUGGGACGAGGCAAACAAGGUUAGGGAAUUGAUGAAGUCAAGGGGGGCCAAGAAAAAUCCUGGUUGCAGUUGGGUUCAAACUGGAGAUCAGGUGCAUGCAUUUCUUGUUGGUGAGAAAAUAGAUAGCCUGGAUGAUGACUUUUGGAAAUCAUAUAUUUGUUAAUUUGUUUUGUAGGAAAAGUCUGAGGGUAUUGUCCUUCAAUGAAAUUGUUGAGGUUGCUGGACUAAUAUCUAAAGGAUUAUACUGUUUAAAGGCAUUUUGCUGGUUGCAUAAGCAAAUUGAAUUUUGGUUUUCCUUCCUUCACAGUUUAACUACAGUCCCUAUUUAUUAUAAGUUUGUAUGUUGUACAGUCAGGUAAUGUGAUGAAAUUUUUUAGGAUUUGAGAUAAUGAAAGUUUCUCUGGAAGUUUGUGUUUGA
Cajanus cajan (pigeon pea) is the source of this 2814-nucleotide messenger RNA. Lineage: Eukaryota; Viridiplantae; Streptophyta; Magnoliopsida; Fabales; Fabaceae. The record is from RefSeq and is a predicted model, not a curated record.